Messenger RNA from Tarenaya hassleriana, 1369 nucleotides. Its product is annotated as protein SAWADEE HOMEODOMAIN HOMOLOG 2-like. The coding region runs from base 150 to 1181 and encodes 343 amino acids. The transcript is spliced from 10 exons. Gene Ontology annotation, molecular function: DNA binding; chromatin binding. The record is from RefSeq and is a predicted model, not a curated record. NCBI's taxonomy places the organism in Eukaryota, Viridiplantae, Streptophyta, Magnoliopsida, Brassicales, Cleomaceae.
GAAUCCUUUUGUAUCUGACUUGGGUUUCCGUUUCCCGGCCAUUAUUUUCCCGGAAAUUUUGAAUAGCAAAAGUUUUUCCGUCUCUAUUUUUUCUCUCCAUCACCAUCUUCUUCUUCUUCACUGAAGCAGGAGGGUAAACGCACCGCACCAUGGGUCGGCCUCCCAGUAAUGGCGGUCCCGCGUUUCGAUUCACUCAGACGGAGGUAGCGGAGAUGGAAGCGAUUUUGCAAGAGCAUAAUGCGGCAAUGCCAGCUCGGAAUCUUCUCGAAGCUCUUGCCGAUAAGUUCAGCGAGUCAGCUGAUCGGAAAGGGAAAAUCGUUGUACAGUUCAAGCAAGUCUGGAACUGGUUCCAGAACAGACGAUAUGCCCUGAGAGCGAGGGGGAAUAAACCUCCGGGGAAACUGAAUGUAUCUUCUAUGCCGGUUGAUGGCCAAACGAGGAAUGUGCUUCAACCUAUCCCUGUUCCUAAGUUCAGCCAGGCUCCUGCAAAUGUACCUUCUCCUUCGGUUCCUGCCGUUACAAGGGGCGGCUCUGAGAACUCGUACUUGGAAUUUGAAGCUAAAUCAGCCAGGGACGGUGCAUGGUAUGAUGUGCAAGCUUUUCUAGCUCAUAGAAACCUCGAGACUGGUGACCCGGAAGUGCAGGUUCGGUUUUCGGGUUUUGGAGUAGAGGAGGAUGAGUGGGUGAAUGUUAAGAAACAUGUAAGGCAGAGAUCACUCCCAUGUGAGGCAUCGGAAUGUGUUGCAGUUCUUCCCGGAGACCUCAUACUCUGUUUUCAGGAAGGUAAAGAUCAAGCUCUGUACUUUGACGCCAUUGUUCUCGACGCACAGAGAAGGAGACAUGAUGUACGAGGUUGUCGGUGUAGGUUUUUGGUUCGGUACAGCCAUGACCAAUCCGAGCAGGAAAUCGUGCCAUUGAGGAAGAUUUGCAGGCGGCCAGAGACAGAUUACAGGCUGCAGCAACUCCACACUGCUCCAAACGACUCGUCUAACUCGAACCAACGCCACAAACCCCCUCCAGAAACCACAACAAAAUCCUCCGGCUUGGACCUCAUCGGGUCAGUUUCCUCUGCACCCAACUCCAGUGGUGCGGCUAUAACCACUGCAGCCGCUGAUUCGGUUCAACCUAGCUCUAGUUCGGCUCCAAUUUCGGCUGGGCCGGUUGAGGAUGUGCAACUCUAGCUCCUACUGAACCGCCACUGUCACAUUCUGUAUUGAGCAUUUAACUCGGAGCAUAUGUUCUAUAUCUGUCAUUGUACGGAAUGUCUGAAUACACCUAACCGUAUCAGGCCCAUGUUAUUUUUGGAAGUAUUCCGGUUUCCCGGUUCGGUAUUCCAUCUAUAUGCAUCAGCACUGUGAAUUUGAUUGAA